UCUCAGUGUAGUAGAGGGGGUUGUUCAGGUCCUCCUCCGGCACUCUGCGCUUUAGCUUUAGCUGAUAAAAUCCGUGCCUGAGCAUCAGACUCUUACUCACUCAGAAACACACACACGGAGGGUUCGGUACUUUCCUGGUGCUUCACUGAAACUUACACAUCGGACACCUGAGCACGAGCCACACCGCUCCUGUGACUUCGGACCCCUGACUUCCGCGGUCGAUCUCUCGAGUUAAUGACCGAUCCGUUAUAGCUAGAUCUCUCGUCUGAAGGUUUCUUUCUCUCCGUGAUCUUUAACUUACAUUUUAGUCACCAUGAGGAGAUCUUGUGCUAUUUACGCCACGGGGAUUGUGUGCGCUCAUCUGCUCAUAGUGGGAAUCGCCCUGAUGGUGGCUCAAGUCUUCCAGACAAUGAUUCACGAAAGGAUCAAAAAGGAAAUCACCCUGGCUAAGAACAGUCGAGUGCUGGAUGGCUGGAUAAAUCCUCCACCUCCAGUUUACAUGCAGUAUUUCUUCUUCAACGUUACUAACCCUCAAGAGUUCUUGGCUGGCGUGGCAAAGCCUCAUGUCACACAAAUGGGACCUUAUACAUACAGGGAAUACAGACCAAGAGAGAACGUGACGUACUUAGAAAAUGGCACCAAGAUCUUCGCCACGAAUCCCAAGAGCUUCGUCUUUCUUCCGGAAAUGUCUGUCGGAGACCCCAAGGUGGACCUCUUGACCACUCCCAACAUCCCGGUCAUUGCCGUCAUGAACGAAAUGCACUCCUACUCUUUUUACAUCCGCCCGCUGAUCUCUAUGUGGAUGAACUCACUGGGUGUUGACCUGUUCAUGACACGCACUGUGCACGAGUUUCUGUGGGGUUUCAAGGAUCCACUGAUGAGCAAACUUCAUGCCCUGAAGCCUGAAGUGGAUGAAUACUUUGGCCUCAUGUACAAGAAAAAUGGAACCCAUGAAGGCGAAUUUGUCUUCCACACCGGAGAGCAGAACUACCUGGACUAUGGCAAGAUUGACACCUGGAACGGAAUAAGUAAGAUGACCUGGUGGUCAUCUGAGCAGAGCAACAUGAUUAACGGCACAGACGGCAGCGUGUUCCACACAUUCCUGUCCAGAGACGAGCUGCUCUACAUCUUCGCCGCGGAUCUAUGCAGGUCGAUCCAUCUGGGAUACGUGACCGAUACAGAGGUGAAGGGAAUUCCAGCAUUCCGCUUCGCUCCUCCUGCUGAUGUCCUAGCUGCACCAAAUGAGAAUCCUGCCAACGCUGGCUUCUGCGUGCCUGCUGGAGACUGCCUGAGUAAAGGAGUGCUUAAAGUCAGCGUGUGUCGUGAAGGAGCACCCAUAGUUGUAUCAUUCCCACAUUUCUACCAAGCUGAUGAAAAGUACAUCAAUGCCAUCGAAGGCAUGAAUCCGAACAAGGAGGAGCAUGAAACAUACCUCGACCUUAACCCGACGACUGGGGUCCCUAUUCGUGCCUGUAAGAGAGCCCAGCUCAACAUUAUAAUGAAGAGAGUUCCUGGCUUCUCUCAAACACGUCUUCUGAACGAAACCAUCUUCCCCAUUAUGUAUGUCAAUGAGACGGCAACCAUCGACGACGGCUCUGCCUCCCAAAUGAAAACUCUGCUGCUGAUCAUAACAAUAGUGUCCAACUUCCCGGUCAUCAUUGUGGGUGUGGGCGCCUUAUUACUGCUCAUCUUCAUCUUCUUGUUGUGCAGGAACCGUCAGAGAAAGAAUGAAGUAAAACGUAUUGAUUUUACCGAAGCUUUUCAUUCUUUUGCUCAGACGGCGAAAGACGAUACGGCCUACACUCCGGUCAGCAACAAAUCGGACGAUUCGCCCGAAUCGCACAGCAACCAGCCUCUGAAGAACGGCUCCUACAUCGCCAUGUCUCCAGUGGAGGCCCAGAAGUGUUGAUAAAGAUCACUCCGUGGCGUUCCCGCUGAGGGGAUCCACUUGUGUGACUCUCUUUUCCCCUCUUUUCACCUUUUGAUUCUUUCCACUGUGCAGCGUGUUCAGGCAGGUCAGCUCCUAGAAACGCCAUCGAACAAGACGCAGCUUCUUUCUACAGGCGUCUCGAUGGACCACCUCUCCUGCUGACAUUUCUAUUUUGCUGUUGAAGCAUGGCCUUCUCAACCUGCCAUAUUUUCCGACACAAAAGUCUUACUACUCAAAAACACAGUGCUGUUUAUCUAGUCACUUCCUCCAGGUCUACCGAAACUGACACUAUUGUUGACUAGACACAAAGUGAACAAACUGAAAACACCUGCUCGCCUUUUGGGGACCGUAUGCCCACGUGCAUGCUCGCCAGUCUGUAAUACCUGUCUAACAUACCCUGUUUAACAUAGGGCUGUGAACAAAGUCAGAGUGUUCUGUGUGAACACAUCCAGGCUGCUAGCAGGAGCCAUCUUGAACACCAGUGUUUAGGCAUGGGCAAGUGUUUGAUCAAAAUUUAUUGCCACACUACUGUAUUGAAGUCUGUGCAGUCAGACUUUAUCUAGCUCUUUAUUUGCCAUAUCUUAACAUUUCUAAGCCAAACGUUAUUGUUUGCCACAUCAGAGUGUUUAAAAAGCUAAAGGGUUGAGUGCACUCAUGGUCGUGGGUGUGAUUGUGUGUCGGGGGAUUUGUAUGUAUGUGUAGAAAGGCAGGCAUGUUGCUGCCUGCAUAUGUGUUAAUCUCACUGCUGUGAGCUGAUUUCUGAAGAGCACUGUGCUCUCUUAAGCAUACUACAGUGCCAAGUAAUGGUCCACUAGAUUUCAGAUGUCCUUUCGAUACAUGGUAAAACAUCAUACUCUGGAUAAAUUGCCCAUAGGGUGGCAGAAUCAGUCCUUUCUCGCUCACUCCUCCAGCCUAUGCCUGAUUCAGAGGAGGGUCUCCUUGUGGAGCUGUGAAAAUGAGCUUUCCUUCCUCUUUUCCAACAGGAUAGAAAAGCAAGCUUACAAAUCGCACAAGUGAGACUUGAACCUGCUCUCUGCCUUACAUGUGUGAGUUUGCUGUGUGAAAGGGCUCCGUAAUGUAGUAGCAUGAGACCGCCUUCGAUCAAACCCAGUCUGUAGUCAAAACAUCUGCAAGUCUUCACCCAAAAAGCCCGUGUGUCCUGUUUUCAAGCAUCUAAUCUCCCAACUCGCAGAAUGCACAACUAAGAUCGACCUCCUUUACUCAGGCGCUUGUUUACAGCCUCUUAUCUCGAGUGAAAUUCAGCAGAGGGGAGUGCUGUACAUCAUGUGCACAUGUUACUUCAGUUCAACUUCUGUGAGGCAAUGGGUGAAUGACCCAUGAUACAUUUUGUUGCUGUCAAUUCUGUCCAUGAUGUUUAAAAAUGAAGCAUUUCAAAAAAUGCCACAAAAAGUCGACUUGGCAAAGGAAAAAAGUGCACUUUUUCUUUAACAAAAAAAAAAAAAAAAAAAAUAGGUCCUGCACAUUUUAUGUAUUUCAGUGCAGUGGUCCUCGCGUGCAUUUCAGAGAUGUGCCCAAAUGUCUGUUUAUCUGUGCUUUUGUUUUCUCUAUGUAUCUCUAUUUUUUCUUUGUUUUUUUUCCCCCCACUUCUGAUACAAAGUUUAGUCUUCUUAUCAUUUCUGCUAACAAAUGCUUAAAUGCUGCAGACGGAUAUAGUUUCACACACCAUAUUUCAUAAGCAUGUCUUAUGCAUUUCAGAUCAUUAUGGAGCCAAGCAAAAAAAAUUUUCUUGGUACCACCUUGAACAAAUUGUGAAUUAUCUAUUCAUAAGCUCAGAUUUGUACAUGUUAUUAUUCUACAACUUUUCUGUCAUUUGUUGCAAGACCUAUGUUUCAUCCAGCGUUGUCAAACUGUUUAGAUUUGUGUUGUAUUUUGUCGUCCCCCCCUCUUUUUCAAUUGAACUGGAAGAGAUAUGUCAUUAUGCAUACUGAGUGUUCGCACUAUAGCUUGUAAACAAACGAACUGGAACAUUUAGGUGAACACCUAUGGCCUUCUUGGUAUGCUUUUUGUAGACAGAAGUACACUAAUUUCCAACGAUGGCCUUUAGAAAAGUAUACAAAGCUGUGGACGAGUCGGCUGGUCCUCAUUACCCCGAAGUGGAACGCUCCACUUGGCCUGACUUGAAUUUUUUUUUCCAGCUCUCCGACCUGAGCCAUUUCCACACGCUACUGACUUUUGAGCCCAAAAUCUUCUCAUUGCUUCACUCAGCUGUACACUCGACCAAAGAUAACCGUAUAGAUAGACGUGUCCCUCCCAUUUGUUUGCUUUCACUGAUACAGCUGUAGUGCCAUCACUUUGCUAAUUUACAAUACUCAAGGGCAAAAGGCAAAAACAAAAAGUCAACAAAGUAUUUUCCAGAUAAUACUAAGGGAAAUUUCUACAGCGUUUGUAACAACUCUCAGCGCUGCGCAACAGAACACUCAGUAUUAUGUAUUGACCCACAGCAAUACAUUGUGUAAAGAUUUUGUAAAGCUAAAAAUGGUUUUGUAUCCAAACACAUUUCUGUAUCAUAUCGAGUGAUAUGUUAAUUAUCAGGACUUUGUAUAGUAUUACUUCUUUUGGUCCUUCCUCAUUUCUCGCCCAGGUAUUUUCCUUUUCUUUUCUUUUUUUUUCCUCUUUUCUUUCUUCCCUCCCCAUAAAUUUAUAAUGAGUGUCGUUCCACAGUUGUGAUGUUAACAGUGUGUAUAUGAAGUGCAAGUUCAGUGGCAGUGAUUUAAGAAAGACUUGUGUGUAUUUUUAUUUUUCUUUAAGAUGAGAUUUUGAGAGUAACGACCUCCAGUGCCACAAGUUUCUUAAGAAGCCACUGCACUGUUUUGUCCAAUGUGGCGUGCCAUAGGAAGGCUGAUGGUCUUUAGUUUAAAGGGGGAUUGCCUUCGUGCCAUACCAGGCACUAGAGAAUUUGAACCUUUUAUUUUUGUCCUUUAGAUGAAUGACGCCCUCCUUCACAACGAGACUCUUAUGAGUGCCAUUACAUCCAUGUUUAUUGAGUUUUAGGAAUUUACUAAAACUGUGUAGCAGAGUACUAUUUUUUUUUUUUGUCACCUGAAUUUCAGUUCACCUUCCUCAAUGUAAUGAAGGAUGAUUUUGAUGAUUUCAUAUUUGCUGCUGACAAAGACAAUCCCCACAUCAUUAAAGGUGCAACAUUAAUUUGGAAAAAAUAUUCCAUUUUAGUUUUGAAAAAUUUACACUGCACAAAUGUUUCUGCAAUACCUUUUGUAAAGAUUUUUAGUGUCCUUUGCAUAAAAUAAAGAAAGUUGCAUUUAAAGCAAAA
Molecule: messenger RNA, 5219 nt
Organism: Hemibagrus wyckioides
Lineage: Eukaryota; Metazoa; Chordata; Actinopteri; Siluriformes; Bagridae
Gene: scarb2a
Product: scavenger receptor class B, member 2a
Exons: 13
Coding region: 314-1909 (531 amino acids)
Biological process (GO): protein targeting to lysosome; receptor-mediated endocytosis
Cellular component (GO): cytoplasm; lysosome; membrane
Molecular function (GO): scavenger receptor activity
Source: RefSeq, a predicted model, not a curated record